Molecule: messenger RNA, 843 nt
Organism: Dermacentor silvarum
Lineage: Eukaryota; Metazoa; Arthropoda; Arachnida; Ixodida; Ixodidae
Product: putative nuclease HARBI1
Exons: 3
Coding region: 1-843 (280 amino acids)
Source: RefSeq, a predicted model, not a curated record
AUGGCGGCGUUUUUGCUGAUGUUGGCGGCGGCGGCUCGUCAGCUCGGGCGGAGGCGCGGAAGGAGGGAGGCCGAGGACGCGUUUGACAUGCCAGAGGAUGUGUUUCGGCAGCACUUUCUUCUGAGGAAGGAAACUGUGCGGUGGCUGUGCGACGAAGUGGCGGAGGAGCUCGGAGGCGUGCGAUCAACAACGCUGUCGGUGGAGCGACAAGUGUGCGCGUUGCGUUUCUUCGCGACGGGCAGCUUUCAGGGGUCCGUAGGGAGCGAGGAGACAAUUGGCGUGACGCAGCCUGCGGUGAGCAAGUGCGUACGACGCGUGGCGGAGGCAAUCGUUCACGCCGGGACCUGUAACAAGUGGGUCCACAUCCCUAGGACGUCGGAAGAAAAGUCGGCCGUGAAAAAAGGGUUCCUCCGACGCGGCUGCAUUCCCGGCGUCAUCGGCUGCGUGGACGGCAGCCUUAUUGCCAUCAUCGCACCGAAGGGCGACAACAAGGCGGCAUACAUGUGCAGCAAAGGCUUCUAUGCCCUUGACAGCAUGUUCGUAAGUGACAGCGGCUACCUCCUGGAACCGUGGCUCCUGACUCCGGUCCCAGGCCAUCCUCCCACUUACAUUGCAGAAGGCAGGUACAACACUGCACACGCUUCCAUGCGGUCCGUAGUGGAGCGCUGCAUUGGACUUCUGAAGAGCCGCUUCCACUGCCUUCAGAGCAUCCGGUGGAAGCUGACGGCCUCCAAGUUUGAUGCCUCCGCCAGCUGCCCCUGCCUGGCUUAUUCAGCUGCUGCCCUGAAGGCCGCAUCCUCCAGUGGCUGCUGCUGUCGAGGUGGCCUGCGGGGCUGCUGCUGA